This is a messenger RNA of Anopheles coustani, 1167 nucleotides long. Its product is annotated as 3 beta-hydroxysteroid dehydrogenase type 7. The transcript has 4 exons. NCBI's taxonomy places the organism in Eukaryota, Metazoa, Arthropoda, Insecta, Diptera, Culicidae. Gene Ontology annotation, biological process: steroid biosynthetic process. Gene Ontology annotation, molecular function: 3-beta-hydroxy-Delta5-steroid dehydrogenase (NAD+) activity. The record is from RefSeq and is a predicted model, not a curated record. The coding region runs from base 4 to 1167 and encodes 387 amino acids.
AACAUGGAUAAGAAAGAGAUCGUACUAGUCACAGGUGGGUCCGGAUUUUACGGCCAGCACUUGAUCAGACUCCUGCAGGAGCGGGAUCCCAAGGUUGGCGAAAUACGAGUGGUCGACCUUAACCCGUACGAGAACCGUCUCGGUCACACCGAGAGCAAGAAAGUCAUCUCGUAUGUCGCCGACAUCUGCGACGAGGCCGCGUGCGCGCCCGCCUUCGAGGGAGUCGACUGCGUGUUCCACCUGGCCGCGUACGUGAACUUCGACUUCCCACCGAACGUCGGCGAGCUGCAGCGGGUCAAUGUCGAUGGGACGGCGUCGGUGGUGGCGCUCUGCCGCCGGUACAGCGUGUCCCGGCUCGUGUUCGCCAGCGACUGCCUCAUCCACAUGACGCCCUAUCUCGGCAAGGCCAACUUUACCAUCGUGUGCAACCAGACGGAGCCGAAGACGAAGAUCCCGACGAAGGACGCCGAGUUUCAGAUUCCCGGCUACGCGCCCUCCAAGUGGAGGGCGGAGUGUCUGGUGAUCGAAGCCAACGACACGGACCUUGCAAAUGGGGAAAAACUGAAGACUAUCGCCAUCCGACCGCCGGUGAUGUUCGGUGAGUGCGACGAGCGGUUCGUGCCGAGUAUCGCGAAGGUGGCGCAGCGGUUCGGUGGGGCCAUCCCGAAGAUCGCCGGUCCGGGCGGCAAGCAGCAGAUCAUCUACGCGGGGAACGCGGCCUGGUGUCUGGUGCGCGCCAAGGACGCCCUGGUCGAGAACGCCAAGAACAUCGCCGGCUAUCCGGUGUUCGUGACGGACGAGUCCGGCAUCGAGGACACGACGCGCUUCUGCCAGCGCAUUUCCCGCGCGAACGAUACGCUCAAGCUGCGCCCAUCCGGCUACCAGAUUCCGCUGUUCCUCACCUACUUCCUGGCGUUCCUGCUCGAACUCCUGGUGAAGGCGCUGCACCCGUUCACGCAGAUGCGACUCCGCUUCCCGCCGUGCGGCAUGCUGUCGUACAUGUCGUCCAUCAUGCUGUUCAACCGGAUCCGGGCGUCGAUCUACCUCGACUACGAGCCCGUCUACAGCGAGGAGAAGGCGGUCACCAACAGUGCCCUCUGGUACGAGCGCUGGUACCAGGACUACUGCCAGGCGCAGAGUUUGAAGAAAAAGAUGAAAUCAAAGUGA